Molecule: messenger RNA, 3052 nt
Organism: Oncorhynchus nerka (sockeye salmon)
Lineage: Eukaryota; Metazoa; Chordata; Actinopteri; Salmoniformes; Salmonidae
Product: copine-4-like
Exons: 18
Coding region: 421-2085 (554 amino acids)
Biological process (GO): cellular response to calcium ion
Cellular component (GO): plasma membrane
Molecular function (GO): calcium-dependent phospholipid binding
Source: RefSeq, a predicted model, not a curated record
GAGAAGGAGAGAGAGAGAUUUUCGCCCAUUCAUACUAUAAGGAGGCUACUGCAUCGUGGUCCUCAGUACUUAUACAGCUUAGCUGACGGAGAGCAGGAGGCAAAGAAAGAGAGAGAGAGAGCGAGAGAGAGAGCAAGAGAGAGAGAGAGAGAGAGAGAGAGAGAGAGAGAGAGAGAGAGGAAAAAGAGAGAGAGAGCGAGAGAGAGAGCGAGAGCGAGAGCGAGCAAGAGAGAGAGAGAGAGAGAGAGCAAGAGAGAGAGAGAGAGAGGGAGAGAGAGAAAGGAGGGAUGGGUGCAGAGUGUGUGAGGAGCGAGAAGUCACUGUGAUUCCGCCAAACAGUGGAGUUUCCUCCAGCUCUGCUCUGCUCUACUCUGCCCUGCUCUACUCUACCUGGUACUUGAGGCCCUGUGUGUGUCCAGCAUGAGUAACAUCUACGAGUCUGCAGAGGCGACCCUCGGCCUGUGCAACUCUUCCUGUCUGACCAAGGUUGAGCUGAGAGUGGCUUGUCAAGGGAUCUCAGACCGAGAUGCCCUUUCUAAACCAGACCCCUGUGUUGUCCUCAAGAUGCAGUCACACGGACAGUGGUUUGAGGUGGACCGGACAGAGGUGAUCCGUAGCUGUAUCAGUCCAGUGUUCUCUAAGGUGUUACUGGUUGACUACUACUUUGAGGAGGUGCAGCGUCUUCGCUAUGAGCUACAUGAUAUCAGUCCCGCUCACAACGGACUCAGAGACACAGACUGCCUCGGGGCUAUGGAGUGCACGUUGGGACAGAUCGUGUCCCAGAGGAAACUGUCCAAAGCGUUACUUAAACAGGGAAACGCUACCAGCAAGUCCUCCAUCACGGUAACAUCAGAGGAGUUGUCAGGUAAUGAUGACUACGUAGAACUCUCCUUCAGAGCUCGGAAACUAGACGACAAGGAUUUCUUCAGUAAAUCAGAUCCAUUUUUGGAAAUCUUCAGAAUAAAUGAUGAUGGCAGUGGAUCACUUGUUCACAGAACUGAGACGGUGAUGAAUGACCUCAGCCCGGUGUGGAAGUCAUUCAAGGUCUCUCUUAACACACUGUGUAGUGGAGACCACGACCGCCAACUGAAGUGCACAGUGUAUGAUUGGGACUCCAAUGGGAAGCACGACUUCAUUGGAGAGUUUCAGACCACCUAUAAGGAGAUACGGACAGACCUGGAGGGGAGACAGAUGCAAUGGGACUGUAUAAACCCGAAGUACCAACUGAAGAAGAAGAACUACAGAAACUCUGGCGUCAUCGUCCUCAACCACUGUAAGAUCAUCAAGAUGUAUUCUUUCCUGGAUUACAUCAUGGGAGGCUGUCAGAUCCAGUUCACAGUGGCCAUAGACUUUACAGCGUCAAACGGAGACCCCAAAAACAGUUGUUCUCUCCACUACAUCCAUCCAUACCAGCCCAAUGAAUACCUGAAAGCCCUGGUGGCUGUGGGCGAAAUAUGUCAAGACUAUGACAGUGAUAAGAUGUUUCCAGUGUUUGGGUUUGGAGGUCAGAUCCCACCUGACUUCAAGGUCUCACACGAUUUUGCCGUGAACUUUGAUGAGGACAAUCCAGAAUGUUCUGGUAUCCAGGGUGUGGUGGAAGCCUACCAGGGCUGUCUCCCUAAGAUCCAGCUGUACGGACCGACCAACAUCGCUCCCAUCAUACAGAAAGUUGCUUCUUCUGCCUCAGAGGAGAUGCACACCAAGGAAGCUAUGGAGUAUUUCAUCCUGUUGAUCCUAACAGAUGGAGUGAUAACAGACAUGGCUGACACUAGAGAAGCUAUAGUCCACGCUUCCCACCUGCCCAUGUCUGUCAUCAUAGUAGGAGUGGGAAACGCUGACUUCAGUGACAUGCAGAUGCUGGAUGGAGACGAUGGAAUACUCAGGUCCCCAAAAGGAGAGCCUGUUCUCAGAGACAUUGUCCAGUUUGUUCCCUUUAAAGACUUCAAACAUGCGUCCCCGGCAGCGCUUGCUAAGAGUGUGUUAGCAGAGGUGCCCAAUCAGGUGGUGGAUUACUACAACGCAAAAGGAAUCCAUCCAAAAUGUCUGUCUGACUAUGACGAAUCUACCAGACCCUUCAGUCCCUGAUCACGCAAACACACCUAUUAUAAACACACACACACCCAUUAUAAACACACACACACCCAUUACACACCCAUUAUAAACACACACCCAUUAUAAACACACACCCAUUAUAAACACACACCCACCCAUUACACACCCUUUAUAAACACACACACAUUAUAAACACACACCCAUUAUAAACACACACCCAUUAUAAACACACACCCACCCAUUACACACCCUUUAUAAACACACCUAUUAUAAACACACACACACCCAUUAUAAACACACACAAACCCAUUACACACCCAUUAUAAACACACACCCAUUAUAAACACACACCCACCCAUUACACACCCAUUAUAAACACACACACAUUAUAAACACACACACACCCAUUAUAAACACACACCCAUUAUAAAUUUGUAAGUCGCUCUGGAUAAGAGCGUCUGCUAAAUGACUUAAACGUAAAUGUAAAUAAACACACACACAUUAUAAAUACACCCACACCCAUUAUAAUCAUGCAUACACCCACACCCAUUAUAAUCAUUCAUACACCCACACCCAAUCUAAUCAUGCAUACACCCACAGCCAUUACAAACACACACACACCCAUUAUAAAUACACACACACCCAUUAUAAACACGCACACACAAAUUAUAAACACACACACACUGCAUACAGUAGUGUAGCCCAGAAAAGUAGUUUAAUCUGGUGGUUUCACUACGUAAUGUAUUACUGCAUGCUGGCCUAAUGGGUUUAACACACACACACACACACACACACACACACACACCCACACACACACACACACACGCGCGCACACACACACACCUUUUAAAGGUGACUUACAAUAUUGUUUAAGAAUAUUACAUACAGUAUAGGCUAAUUGAAGUUUAGUAAGAGUUGUACUUAUCAUAACCAUAAGGGCCUAUUAGUCCAUCGUUUAGGGUUAUGUUAACAUAGGAGACUUAAGGGCCUAUUAGUCCAU